Molecule: messenger RNA, 1713 nt
Organism: Lutzomyia longipalpis
Lineage: Eukaryota; Metazoa; Arthropoda; Insecta; Diptera; Psychodidae
Product: mitochondrial basic amino acids transporter
Exons: 3
Coding region: 428-1537 (369 amino acids)
Biological process (GO): mitochondrial L-ornithine transmembrane transport
Cellular component (GO): mitochondrion
Molecular function (GO): high-affinity L-arginine transmembrane transporter activity
Source: RefSeq, a predicted model, not a curated record
ACUCCUCAGUUGGCAAGAAACUGCUUCGGGGGUUGGACAAACUCUCUUUGCUCUCUCUUCGGGCACUUGUGAAGAAAAUUUUCUAUUAUAUUUGUUAAAUCAUAAAUUUUAAGAGAGAGAUUUUUUUUAAAUAAAUUAAUAAAACGUCAUGCUUUGUGGGACUAAUCUGUGUGACCUGUGACUAUUGACGAGAGUUUUGCGACAAUAUUCCUCAACUAAUAAAGCGAUAAGUGAUCUAAAAACGCAGAAAAAUUUAAUUUAUUCACGCACAUGCAAUAAAAUCAUCCUGUGGAUAGUUCAAAGGCCAUUACGUUGUGCUGUGUGGUGUUCAAGAAAAUCUGAGAGUGUAAAUCUCAAAAGGAAAAAGAAUCAAAGAAAUACGAAUAAAGUGAUAACAGAGGUGUGAUAAAAAAAAUCGUGAAAGACCAUGGCAUUGGAUUUCGUUGCAGGAUGCUUAGGGGGAUGUGCUGGAGUACUCGUUGGGCAUCCCUUUGAUACGGUCAAAGUGAACCUACAGACUCAGGACUACCGGAAUCCCCAGUACCGUGGUACCUUCCACUGCCUCCGUACCAUCGUAGCGCGAGAUUCCGUGCGUGGACUCUACCGUGGCAUGGCAAGCCCCAUGGCGGGUGUUGCCUUUGUCAAUGCCAUCGUCUUUGGGGUCUAUGGGAAUGUUCAGCGACGCACAGAGAAUCCCAAUUCACUCAUUUCCCACUUUAUGGCGGGCUCAGCAGCUGGAUUGGCACAGAGUAUCGUCUGUUCCCCAAUGGAGCUCAUCAAGACACGGCUUCAGCUGCAAACUGAAGCCUCCCCCGGUGGUAGGGUCAAAUUCAAGGGUCCCCUUGAUUGUCUCCUCCACAUUUGGCGUCAUGAGGGACUUCGGGGAGUCUACAGAGGAUUGGGCAUUACAGCAGCGAGAGAUUUGCCAGGUUUCUCCUCUUACUUCGUCUCCUAUGAGUUGAUGACGAGGAAGACUCCCAAUCCGAGUGCCUUCCACACCUUAAUGGCCGGCGGUUUGGCGGGAACUUUCUCGUGGAUUUGUACCUUCCCAUUGGAUGUCGUCAAGUCCCGCAUUCAGGCAGAUGAGAAGCUCUACAAGGGCAUUGCUGAUUGCGUGGUGAAGAGCUACAGAGCUGAGGGAAUAAGCUUCCUGACGCGUGGUUUGGCAUCAACACUCAUCCGGGCAUUUCCCAUGAAUGCCGCUUGCUUCCUUGUCGUCUCGUCGAUACUCAACUUUUCCCGGCGGCAGGAGACACAGGGAGGAAGUCUGCAGCUGCAAAUCACACCACCAACGGAGGUUCUCCCAAUUGUCAGCUAUGCCCCGCAGAUCUUCAUUAGACGUCACGAUCCGCUGCAUCAUCACGAAACACGUCACAGGAAUCGAACUAUACGGAAUUUCGUUGUCCUUGCUGCCUUCCAGGAAGCCAUCUGUGACGAUGAAAUCACUGAGCUCAUCAAUGACACCUUCGAGGAGCACAACGGUGGCUACUACCUCUGGGACACUGGUACUUGUUUGUCAUCCAGUCUUACUGACUAAUGUUGUGCCUUAAAUGUAAUUUAACUCUAAAAUUUUGGGAUGAAGAGGGUGAUUUAGGUGAUGCUUUCUUGUAAAACAAAAACGAAUUUCCUGUGCUUCGAACUCUCUGCAAGAUGUGUGAGUGGGUGCUAAAGACUGAUUGUAUAGCAAAUAAAGAAGAAAAAUGUGAAGAGAUA